Molecule: messenger RNA, 1865 nt
Organism: Trichoplusia ni (cabbage looper)
Lineage: Eukaryota; Metazoa; Arthropoda; Insecta; Lepidoptera; Noctuidae
Gene: SCCRO3
Product: DCN1-like protein 3
Exons: 3
Coding region: 473-1438 (321 amino acids)
Biological process (GO): protein neddylation; positive regulation of ubiquitin-protein transferase activity
Cellular component (GO): ubiquitin ligase complex
Molecular function (GO): cullin family protein binding; ubiquitin conjugating enzyme binding; ubiquitin-like protein binding
Source: RefSeq, a predicted model, not a curated record
AAAGGAUUUUUUUAUGAAUAUUGCUGUUAAUGCAGACUAAGUGAAAUAGUAACAUCGACUAUUUCCAUUACAACAACUUCUUAUGUUUAUACUCGAGCAACAUCCUAAUCCUUAUCUGAGAGAAUGAAAUGUCAAAGAAGAUCGUGAUUAGAAAAUGUAUUUGAUAUAAACGAGAAAUUUAAUUUAAUUAAAACUAUUCUAGAUAUAAAGCUCAAAUAAUAAGCAAGCUGAGAUGGCAUGCAAAAGUUAAUCCUUCUGAGGUCAAAUUAUUUCAUAUGUGUUUGAUUACAGUUGUUGUUAAAGGAAAUGAUAUGAAUUUCUGGUUUUCUCUGAAAAAUCUAAAGGAGACAUAUCAACGAACGGUUUUUAAUCAUUAUGUUUUAUUGCAUUUAUGAUGAAAAACUGGUAAAGUCUGUUUGUGUGCUUACUAAGAGUUUUAUGACUUUGAAGAAAUUCGAGCAGAGUUUGUCCAAUGGGCCAUUGUCUCAGCUGUUUCAAAAAUCAAGCUAAUGCUGAUGUUACUACUUCACCUCACAGAAAAAAAGAUGAGAUGACAGAAAUUGCAGUACCUGUUUCAGUUUACCCUCAACAACAACCGCUUCUUCAUGACAACCAAAAUAGCAAUAGCAAUUUCAGGACCACAAGUACUUCUCAAAUAUCCAGCUCACUGUCAAGUGAUCAAAGUCCUGUUGAGUUACUCAGUACACAGAAAACAAAUAUUGUUACAGAGAGGUUACCCAAACCAUUCUACCAGAAGUUGCCAUCCAUACCCCGGACUAUGUCUUCAUUAGGUGCAAAUGACUCCCGUGUAUCUGAAUCCAAAAUCAACCAGCUGUUUGAUCAAUACAAAGACUCAUUAGAAGAAGCAAUAUUAGCAGAAGGCAUAGAGAACCUCUGCAAUGAUCUGCAGUUAAACCCUGAUGAUUUUAAAGUUUUGGUUUUGGCUUGGAAAUUGAAUGCUAGUCAAAUGUGUAGGUUUACAAAAUCAGAAUUUAUACAGGGCUUGAGGAAUAUGAAGACAGAUUCAAUUAAAGGCAUACAUAGUAAAUUAAAUGAAAUAACUAGUGAAUUGAAAAGAGAUACUGAGCACUUUAAAGAUUUAUACAGAUUUACAUUUAAAUUUGGCUUAGAUGUGAGUACUGGCCAGAGAAUACUGCCAACAGAUAUAGCAAUUGUAUUGUGGCGUCUAGUCUUCACCAACAAUGAUCCUCCUAUAUUGGACAGGUGGUUAUUAUAUUUAGAAAAGAACCCCCACAUCAGAGGCAUUCCAAAAGAUACUUGGUACAUGUUUUUAAACUUCUGUGAGUUUAUUGGGGAUGAUCUCAGCAGUUAUGAUGACACGGAGGCGUGGCCCAGUCUCUUUGAUGACUUUGUGGAAUAUGAGAAUGAUCAGAUGAAUCAAAAUGUCAAGAAGAAUGAUAUCAGCACGCAGGAUUAAUGUCCAUUGCCAAAUUUUAGGUACUUAAUUAAGAUAUUGAGACUGAUAAUUUGAUAAUUAAUGUUCAAUGAUGUUAGUCUUGUAUCUCUGGUGAAGUUAAGUGUGAAUAAGGUAAAUGAAUGUUUUAUUUAGAACUACGUACUGAACAAAAUUGCGUAGGUAGUGUAGGUACAUAAUGUGAGAUUUUAAAUGUACAUAAAGUACUAUUAUAUUUUAUAACAGUUUAUCUUUAGGUUUAUUUUUUAAAAUUAUUUAACAUUCCAGUAAUGGAAUUAGACAAAAUUAUGUAAAUAUUGUUCUUAGUUGCAUCAAAGGUACCUUAUUUCUUAAAUGUUGUAUAUUUUAUUUAACCUUUUUUGCAUUGCUACUUGGAGUCUAAAUCUUGCACAAACUGAAUAUUGCCUGGAAAAUAAUAGAAUAAUGAUGA